UCAGCCUCGGUAGAUUGGACGGCAAGUCUUAAAUUGAGUAGGUUUGGACAAAUAGAGGUGUCAUUGAGGGCAUCCGACAAGCGACGGGGAAUUGCAGACGAUGAGAGCGAAUACCCAUCAAACGUGAUUUCCAGGUCUACUAUGCUAUGUGCGGAGGCAAUAAAAGCCUCUAUCAGAGGUUCUGUACCUGAUUUUAGCUCUAAGCUAACGUAUUUUGGGUUUAAUGAGG
Acaulospora colombiana is the source of this 229-nucleotide messenger RNA. The record is from the annotation of a GenBank genome assembly. NCBI's taxonomy places the organism in Eukaryota, Fungi, Glomeromycota, Glomeromycetes, Diversisporales, Acaulosporaceae.